UAGAUUUUAGAUAAAAGGCCCGGCUAUACUCACAACAAAAGUGGAUUAUGUCAAAUGAUAAUGACGUCAAAUUAUUUCGAUUUAUCUUAAAUCGGAUGAUAACAAAUCUAACAAGAUUUAAUAGAGAACAGGAUUAAACAGUAUCUCUAAGUGACAAGUUUAGAAUCAAGUAUGUUUUUCAAGUUUGUGCUGUCAAUUAUCGUUUUAUUAUCCCCUAAGUUAUUAUUCUGCAAUGGAGACGAGCCCGAACAUUCAAUCGAAGAGUACAACGAAAUGCUGAAAAAAGUGAACGUUACGUUAAACCGAAUGUACAAAAACAUGGAGAGGCGUGCCCAAGUUGACAAAGACUUCCUCGAAAGCCAACUCGAAGAGUCGAUGAACGAGCUCAGGCUCAAGGAGAAGGAGACGGCACCCAGGCGUAAAAGGGAGCUGGUAAAAUUACUCGAAAAUACAUACAGCUUCAUGAAGACGGGGUUCGACCAGGCGAUGAAAGAGGACACGUACACAGGCGCAUAUCGAAAAGCAAAGCAUGCCAAAGACCAUGCGAUUUCAUCAUUCAAAGAGAUGUAUUCCCGUUAUAAGCCAUUUUAGGUUGUAUUCCUAAUAGAUGUAUGUAUUUAAAAUGUAAAUUGAUAUAUUACAUCAACCACCAGAUUCUCAAAUUGUUUCCCAUCAUGGAGAAAUUAAUGUCACACAUUGAAACUUUUUGUUUUUAGAUUAAAAUAUGAAACUUAUAUUUUCUUAAACAUAA
Molecule: messenger RNA, 751 nt
Organism: Cimex lectularius (bed bug)
Lineage: Eukaryota; Metazoa; Arthropoda; Insecta; Hemiptera; Cimicidae
Exons: 2
Coding region: 172-591 (139 amino acids)
Source: RefSeq, a predicted model, not a curated record